AUGCGUGUCUUCGGUAUAGCAGCCCUGGUGGCGACACUCUUUUCGACUACCGUUACAGCAUUAUCAGCAGAGGCACAAUUAGAGGCCGCACUGCCAACAUGUGCACUGGAAUGCAUGGCAUCUUCAAUCAAACAGACAUCAUGCGCAACCACAGACCAAGCGUGUCUGUGUACAGACGCGAAAUAUACCGCAAUCCUUGAAGAAUGUGUUCUGACCAGUUGCACCAUUCGGCAAUCUUUGACAACUAAGAAUGUCACCGAGACAGCAUGCGGAGCCCCUAUCCGCAAUAGAACAGACAUUGUAUUCUACUCUGGAGUUAUAGGAGGCGUGAUCGCUCUCGUUGCCUGUAUCCUUCGCGUGAUAGCGCGCCUUGGGUGCUGCGGAGGAAUCUUUGGAUGGGAUGAUUUGACUAUGAUGUUGACAAUGUGUCUACUGGUUGCUCUCUCAGCACUCUCUGGCGUCUUGGCCAAUACAGGGCUAGGAAAAGACAUGUGGACGCUUCCAUUUGAAAAUAUCACCCACAUUCUUUAUAUUUAUUUCUGGGAUGAAUUGAUCUAUCUCAGCAUCCUCCCCAUGACCAAAAUCUCGAUUUGCUGCUUCUACCUCCGAAUUUUCCCCGACCGUCAAUUCAGAACUUUGACAUACAUUGUGAUUGGGCUAAACGUUUCGUACUUGAUUGCCUUCGUCUUGAUCUCGGUAUUCCAGUGCCGACCACUGCCCGGUGCAUGGCUUCACUGGGAUAACGAAGGAGACUACAAGUGCAACCAUAUCAACGCGCAAGGCUGGGCAUCAGCUGCUAUAAACAUGGUCCUUGAUAUCAUUGUCAUGGCCCUGCCAUUGCGACAACUUUAUCGCCUGAACCUUUCAGUGAGAAAGAAGGUGUACGUCAUGUGCAUGUUUGGUCUAGGUCUCUUUGUCACCCUUGUCAGUAUUCUACGAUUGAACUCGCUCAUCAACUUUGCAUCGACCACAAACCUCACAUGGGACUACGUGAGCAUUGGAUACUGGAGUACCAUUGAAUGUGAUGUCGGUGUCAUCUGCGCAUGUCUACCCGCCAUCCGGUCCUUGCUACGCCGUGUUUCUCCCGGACUCUUUGGAGAUACUGAGAAUAUCAAAUCAUAUGGUGUGAGCUCCCACUCUCGUGGUAGAGGAUCUCGGCUCGAGGGACCAAUCUAUGUCCACCACGACAUUCAUGUGAACAGCAAGAGUAAUGGCCAGUUCUACCCCCUGGGUGAUAUGGGGAACUCCAGCCAGACACAACUGAACUCCAAAGUAUAG
Molecule: messenger RNA, 1278 nt
Organism: Penicillium verhagenii
Lineage: Eukaryota; Fungi; Ascomycota; Eurotiomycetes; Eurotiales; Aspergillaceae
Product: CFEM domain-containing protein
Exons: 8
Coding region: 1-1278 (425 amino acids)
Source: RefSeq, a predicted model, not a curated record